CCAGGAAGGGACUCAACUUUCCUGGCUGGACAUUACUUGCGUAAAGGCUGCUGCAGUUAUGAGAUCCUGGGACACCUGACAAAAGCCAGCAGAAGAAAAGAUAGCUUUGCUAAGCUGUCACUUGAGAAUUCCACGAGGCUGGACCAUCUUCUUCCCAAGACGCAAUUUAACAUCAAGGAUGAAAAGGAUUCCCAGGACUUGAUCUUAGAAAAAAACAAAGAAGCAGAGUCUUUAAGAAAUUCCAGUGUGGUGUCAGGAGCAAGAAAAGUCCCAGGGGCAAUGGAGCGAUUUAAUAAACUGGAUAUGUCAGCUAUGCUUAAGAUGGAGGCAGCUUUGGACAGAGAGCGAAUUUCCAGAAAGAUCCUCCCAGAGGCAACUCCUGUCACUCUAAACUGUAAAAUGAAAGCCAGAGAGAAGUACCAGUCUGACCUGUGGCUAGAAAUUGAACACCUGAAUAAGGGUUUAGGGCAACAAGGCCCAAGUGCAUCUUCGUUGGCACUUUACAAUACAACUACCAAUGCCCUGGCACAGUGUGAAGCUGAUCCAGUUGCGAGCGUAUUUGAGCAGAAUCUGAGGAUCAAGUUUUACGUCAGUUCCGGGUCCACAUCCCCGUCGUCACACAGUGGAGACGAAGUGGACCCAGUUAAGAUCACAGAUUCUGCUCAUCUUCCAGUUCACACACCAACAAUAAGGAGAAAAGAAUGUCAUAGUGGAAUCCUCUUUCCAACUAAGAAUAAGACCCACCGGUUUUUCCUUACAUCCUUUACUGCCCCCACCAAGUGUCACCAGUGCACGUCUCUGAUGGUGGGUUUGAUAAGACAAGGCUGCACCUGUGACGCCUGUGGGUUCUCAUGUCAUACAACUUGUGUAGAAAAAGCUCCCAGAGCUUGUCCAGUGCCUUUUCAUCAGAAGAAAGUUGCUUUCUGCCUAGACCCACAGAAAGGCAUGGGAACGGCCUAUGAAGGCCAUGUCUGGAUCCCCAAGAAAGCAGGAAUGAAAAAAGGAUGGCAGAGGGCGUUGGCUGUAGUUUGCGACUUCAAACUCUUUCUGUAUGAUGUGGACGAAGAAAAAGACUCAAAGCCCAGUGUUGUAGUGAGUCAAGUGAUUGACUUGAGGGAUGGAGCGUUUUCCGUCAGUUCAGUCUGGCCCUCUGAUUUCAUUCCCUUAAGGAGAAAGGAAAUGCCUCGUAUGUUUAAAGUCACAGCUUCCCAGCUCUCGGCACCUAGUAAUAGAUAUUCAAUCCCAAUCUUAGCAGAUAGCGAGAAUGAGAAGAGUGCGUGGGUGGGAGUGCUGAGCAAACUGCACAAGAUAUUGAGAAAAAGUCAUCGCAGAGACCGCACAGUCUAUGUUCUGAAAGAGGCUUGUGACAGCAACCUGUCCCUGAUCAAAACCACCCAGACAGCUGCAAUCGUAGACCACAAAAGAAUUGCUCUGGGAAAUGAAGAAGGGUUAUUUGUUGUCCACGUCACCAUAGACGAAAUUAUUCGAGUUGGUGACAUGAAGAACAUUCACCAGAUUGAGCUCAUCCCCCAGGGUCGGAUGGUUGCAGUGAUCUCGGGACGAAGUCAUCAGGUCCAGUUAUUUCCCAUGUCAGCUUUGGAUGGCCAGAAGACUGAUGCCCACAAGCUGGAAGAAACCAAAGGGUGCCAGACCAUGACCUCUGGAACAGUGUGCCAAGGGGCCCACACCUGCCUCUGUGUUGCUUGGAAAAGCCAGGUCUUCUGUUAUGAGCUAUUUAGGAGCAAGAAAAUUUCUCACAGGAAAUUCAAAGAGCUGCGAACCCCAACCACCAUCCAGUGGAUGGCCAUCUUGAGUGAACAGCUCUGCGUGGGAUUCCGGUCAGGAUUCCUGAGAUACCCCUUGAAGAGAGAAGGGAUUCCGUACAGGAUGUUGCACUCCCGUGACCCUACACUGUCUUUUAUCGCACAUCAACCAGUGGAUGCUCUCUGUGCCGUUGAGAUCUCUAGUAUCGAGUACCUGUUGUGUUUUAAGAGCAUCGGAAUUUACACUGACAGCAGGGGCCUCAGAUCGAGGCCAGUGGAACUGAUGUGGCCAGCAACUCCAACUUACUGCCGUUACAGUGCCCCGUACCUCUCCGUGUACAGUGACAACGCAGUGGACGUCUUUGAUGUGAACUCCAUGGAGUGGCUCCAGACCAUCCCCCUCAAGAAGGUUCGACCCUUGAAUAGUGAAGGAUCCCUCAAUAUUUUACUUUUGGAGACAAUUAGAUUAAUAUAUUUCAAAAAUAAGAAGACAAGUAAGCAAUGACUUCUUAGUAGAACUAUUUGUAAGAGACCACGUGUUUAACCUUCUGCCCAAGGUCGCAGAGCUAGUGAGUGGGGGGAUCUGAGCUGACCUCUGUGCCCUUUGCCCAGUCCCCAGAUGCACUCGUGGCAAGAAUUGGUUCUCCUUCACACUUGCAGAGCUGUGUAGACAGAAGCAUUUACUUGGGGCACACUCCAGCUACUUUUAAGCAGGACUAAUGGUUAAAUGUAAGCACCUGUAAAUAUGUAAUCAGCCAUUUUAAUGCUCAUUCGCUUCCCAGCUGUCUAUGCGUCCAGAUGUGCUCCAAGCUACAGUGCACAUGCCAGAAGCAGGCACCGCCCACCUGCUCCAGCUUCUCCCACCUUCAUUUAAAUCUCUGGCAGAUUUGGCUCAGUGGAAACAAACUCG
Molecule: messenger RNA, 2673 nt
Organism: Phacochoerus africanus (Common warthog)
Lineage: Eukaryota; Metazoa; Chordata; Mammalia; Artiodactyla; Suidae
Product: serine/threonine-protein kinase MRCK alpha-like
Exons: 17
Biological process (GO): actomyosin structure organization; peptidyl-threonine phosphorylation
Cellular component (GO): actomyosin; cytoplasm; cytoskeleton
Molecular function (GO): protein serine/threonine kinase activity
Source: RefSeq, a predicted model, not a curated record